Messenger RNA from Sardina pilchardus (European sardine), 2625 nucleotides. It is a transcript of the gene cog7, whose product is annotated as component of oligomeric golgi complex 7. NCBI's taxonomy places the organism in Eukaryota, Metazoa, Chordata, Actinopteri, Clupeiformes, Clupeidae. The record is from RefSeq and is a predicted model, not a curated record. Gene Ontology annotation, cellular component: COG complex. Gene Ontology annotation, biological process: retrograde vesicle-mediated transport, Golgi to endoplasmic reticulum; Golgi organization; intracellular protein transport.
UUCCUGACGUCUCUGGCAAAAUGGAUUUCUCCAAGUUCCUGGCGGAUGACUUCGACGUCAAGGACUGGGUGAAUGGGGCUUUCAAAGUGGCCCAGAAGGAUGCCCCAGGGAAGGCAGACGCACAUGCGGCCACACUGGUGAUGAAACUGCAGCUCUUCAUCCAAGAAGUGAACAAUUCCAUCGAAGAGAGUAGUAUUCAGGCUGUCCAGAACAUGCCACGUGUGCUACGCGACGUGGAGGCUCUGAAACAGGAGGCUUCGUUUUUGAAGGAGCAGAUGGUCCUGGUCAAGGAGGACAUCAAGAAGUUUGAACAAGAUACAGUGCAAUCUAUGCAGGUCCUAGUGGAAAUUGACCAGGUGAAGUCUCGGAUUCAGCUAGCAGCAGAGGCCUUGCAAGAAGCAGACAAGUGGAGCACGCUCAGUGCAGACAUUGAGGAGACAUUCAAGACUCAGGAUGUGGCUCUGAUCUCUAGCAAACUUGCAGCGAUGCAGGGCAGCCUGACAAUGCUGGUUGACACACCUGACUACAGUGACAAGUGUGUCCAGUUGGAGGCUCUGAAGAAUCGUCUGGAAGCACUGGCCAGCACUCAAAUCGUGGCCACCUUCAACUCCCAGUCCAUAGACCAAGCCAAACUGUUUGUCAAAGUCUUCAGUGAGAUGGACAGAAUGCCACAGCUGUUAGCAUAUUAUUACAAGUGUCAUAAGGUGCAGUUGCUGUCGGUGUGGGAGAAUUUGUGUCAGAGUGAAGCUUCUCUGAAGCAGCAGCUCUCAGAGUUCUAUGAUACCCUGCUAUCUACAUGGCACUCCCAGCUGCAGUGGAGCAGUCAGGUCUUCAAGAAUCCGUAUGAGGUUGUGACCGUGCUGAUGAUCCAGACUCUCAGUGCCAUGGUGCCCUCCAUCCCAGAGUGCAUAGCGGUGGAGUUGAAGCGUUGCCCUGGAGAGGACCGCCUAGACAUGCUGCUCGAGCUCCACCAGACCGCGGCCAACUUCAGCCGCAGCCUGGAGACCGCCAUGCUGCCUCAUCUGUCGGACUGUAACCUAUUGAAGGUGGGUGAGCUGGUUUCUUGUGUGUAUGCGCCAUACAAGGACUACCAGCUACAGUACGGAGAGCUGGAAGAGACCAAUCUCCUCAUUCAGCUCAGCGCUGUACCACUGGAGAGAGGUGAGGUGCUGGACUGUGUUCUGGAGCUCACACACUCGGUGCAGAAGGUGUUUGGCUUGGCCGCGGCGGCCUCUGACCGCUGUGUGAAGCUCACCGACGGCCUGGGCGUGUGUGGUCUCAUUCGGGCCCUGCGAGCCCUUUUCAGCAAGUAUGUGUCUGAUUUCUCGGUCACUCUGCAGUCUAUCAGAAAGAAGUACAAGCUGGAGGAUGCCGCCGCCUCCGAAGUAUUCAGUGAAGACUGGACAGCCUUCCAGAACUCUGUCAGAAUCAUUGCCACAUGUGGUGAACUGCUGAGGCAGUGUGGAGCCUUUGAACAGCAACUUUCCAAUAAGAUCCUGGCGAGGGCGGGGCGCUUCCUGUUUGAGGGCUACAGCCCACGCAGCCUCACCGGCCUGCAGGAGGGCGUGUCCGAACGGAGGGGGCAGAAGAACCCCUGGCAGGAGUACAACUACCUCCAGCAGGGCAACAUGGCCGAGUACAACAACCUGCUGGAGACGCUCUACUCCCUCAAGGAGAAAGGCACCGGAAACUCCAGCCUGCUGGCUGAGACACGUGCAUCUCUCACACGCUUGAACCAGCAGGCUAAUCAACUGGCCUUCGACUCCGUCUUCGUACAAAUCAAACAGCAGCUCUGCCUCGCUAACAAACCAGAGGUGACACAAGAGGACCCUGCCCUAGAGCUAGCACUGCACACAGGGAAACUACCCUAUCCACCUGAGCAGGGCGAUGACGUCCCAGAGCUGGAGAACACUGCUGAUUACUGGCUGGGCUCCAUCGCCAGGGCAACCAUGCAGACUUACUGUGAUGUCAUUCUUCAAAUCCAGGAGCUCACUCCUCACACGACCAAACAGCUGGCCACAGACAUUGAUUACCUAAGCAACGUGAUGGAUGCCUUGGGCCUGCAAACUUCCAGAAAUCUCCAGAACAUCGUGGCUCUUCUGCGCGCCAAGCCGGACGCGUUCCGUCAGACGGCCAAGCCGCUGCCCCGCCGGCUCACCUCCACCAUCGCCGCCAUGAGGGGCAUCGAGUAACGGAGCCGCCGGACGGACUACCGGCCAGCGAUGGAAGGGUCCGGGGUCAAAGGUUAAGGGGUCAGAGGAGGAAUGGUACACAGACCAGACGGAUGUCUCUCGCUCGUUCUCUCUCUCUCUCUCUCUCUUCCCAGUCAUGUCACUCAAGAGAUGCGUCCCUGUCUCGAUCGAAUGUCUGCUGAACACUACAAACUGAAACUCCCAGUGUGGCGCCGUACUUCUCUCUCUCGGGCCUGCUGACUCCAGUCUUUGAUAAUCAUGUCUAACUAGAUGUUUCUUCAUUUGUUUCAUGACACUUUUUUUGUAUUACUUACAUAUGCGGUUUAAAACAACAAAAAAAAAAUCUAAUUCUCUGUUGGUGGAACAAAAAAUUUAAUUUUAACCUUCUUUUGCUUGUAUGUUUAAAAACAAAUAAAUUUGUCCUCUUUCCUGA